ACAACUGUGGAAUUCAACUUUUAGAUAUCAACAAAACGACCCUCUAGAUAUGGCUCUAACUGAAGAGAGCAAUCGACGUCAUUUAUCUAGCGAUUCUGCUUCUAGAAAUUCCUCUUAUAAUCAUAUAAAUCAAAUUGAUGAAGGUGGUGAGCAAAAACGACGUUCUGCGAUAAAAAGAUAUGGAACUUAUGAAUUGAGUUGGCCUUCAUCCUCUGCUGAAAAUCUUAACACCAAUGAUGACAUUGUUGACUCCGCACAGGUUGCGAGAAAGUCUUUAAUGAGCUCGAAACAUUCUUCUUUAACGAGCUCGAAACAUUCUUCUAUACAAGAUACUCAUCGAACUUCUUCACUGACUCCGGAAGAUGUUCCUUCUAAUAUUGAUUCUUCAUUUAUUAUUAAAAAUGUUAUUCCUGCUCGUUCUUCGAUAAAUGUUGAGAAUCGUCACUCAAAUCAAGAUCAAUUAAAUAUUUCUUCUGAUAUAAAAGUUGAGUAUGAACGUAAACGUUCUCCUCCGUCUCCCCCACCGCCAAUUAUAUCUCAAAUUCCUCCUCCUGUUCCUCAACCUCAAGAUAAAAAUCAUGUUUCCUUUAAUUUCAAAAAUGACUCUUCACAAAAAUUUCCUAUUAUUCAGGAUCAAUUUCUACAAAAACAAAAAAACCGCAUUUCAAUAGAAUCUUCAUUUAUUGAUCCAAGAUUAUUGGCAAAAAAGAAUCAUCAUCUUGUCAAAACUCAAUCAAUAAAUCGUAAAUUGGUUAAACGUGGUCAAAGCUUCAGAAGAAAUAAAAUUCCCCCUCGAAAUAUGGAAUUUGCUCCUACCUCUAAUCCAAUAUUUUCUAAUGAUCCCACUGAUAUGGAUGCUGAUCUACCUCCACUUAAAUCUUAUGAUUUCCCUUGGUUACCUGGUCCUUCUAAGCCUCCUCAAUUACUUCAUGCUUCUUUAGUCCCUCUUCCAAAUCGUUCUCAACGUACCAUUGCUUCUUCUAAUAUUAAUCGUACCUCUUAUAUUUCAUCUAAUAAACCUGGUCGUGUUUCAAAUUUACUCUCAUCUGUUAAUGUUAAACGAAAUUCUCUUAAUUUUACUGCCAAUCAAAGUCGAUUAACUCGCGCCAAUUCUUCUCGAAAACGUGCUUCAAUUAUGGUCCCUCAAGCAAGGCGCGCUUCAUUAAUAUUUAGGCAACAAAUAUUAGAAGAGAGCUUAAUGAUGUCAUUUGGUCAAUCAUGUCCUACAAAUUCUCAGCCCACCACUACAACAAAACCUUUAAUACGUAAAAAAACGAAAAAAGAAGAACCUUUGGAAAUUUCAUCGGAAAAUAAUUUGAUUAAUCAUCAAGUAGAUGUAAAAAAUAGACCUAUAGAAAAUUCGGAUUUAUUAUCUGAUAAAGAAAAUAUUAUAGAUACUCAAUCUUCUCCAAUAUCUCCAAGAUCUCCUUUGACCACCACAAAUAAUAUAAAAGGAGAUUUUUCUUCUUUAUUUUCUUCUUUACCGGAUAAAAGAUAUCCAAAGACUGAUGAAAAUUUAAAUUUAAUAAUGUCAUCUGUUGAUCAAUCACCUUUUCCCGCUCACCUUUCACAAUCCAAGUUUGAACAAAAAUCUAAUGGAGAAACUUCUAGGAAAUUACAAUCCCAACGUUCUCCUCCACCCGGCGGAUUAUUUAAUAAUCAACCUUCAGGUUCUCAAUUAAAUCAAUCAGGAAUAUCAAAUAUAUCACCACCCAUACCUAUAUCGCCACCUAUAUCUUUAUCUUCAUUAUCACCACAAUCGACAAAACAGCAAUUUAUGUCGUAUCCACGACCUCCAUCACCGCCGAUCAACUCACCGCCACAAUCACCGCCAUUGAGUCCUUCACGUGUAAUAAGAUUAGUUAAAACACGACGUGCUAAUGAUACGACAUCAACUAUUCAAGAUCCUGAAAAGUUGAGAAAAAUGGAACAAUUCGAGGCUUUGAUUGCAAGUACAGAAGCGCAAAAUAAUAAAAAAUCCAAGACCGGAAAAAUACGAGCGCUUACUACAGCAAUAAUUCCCGCAACAUCAAGUUCGACUCCAGAUAAAGAAUCUAAUACUAGGUCAUCCUGCACUUCUUUAACUAAUUCGGUCGCUGAAUCCGUUCAUUAUCGACCGGAAGAAAAGGAUUCACUUGGAAAACCUGGGCCAACUGAUGAGGAUGGCGUUAUUAGAGUCACAUUAACUCCCAAAGGGAUUUAUUAUAAAGAUGUGGAAGAAAAUGGCUAUAAUCUGCUAAUUAGACCUUAUAACUUUCCUUUGCCAAAAAAUAAAGAAAAGGAUUAUUUUCUGUUAAAAGAAAUUGCUUAUAUUUUUCGUGGUCCUUUUGGGUCAGACUUAAAAAAAGAAGAAUAUGUAAUUAGUGGUUCAUGA
Messenger RNA from Racocetra persica, 2374 nucleotides. NCBI's taxonomy places the organism in Eukaryota, Fungi, Glomeromycota, Glomeromycetes, Diversisporales, Gigasporaceae. The record is from the annotation of a GenBank genome assembly.